This is a messenger RNA of Telopea speciosissima, 2516 nucleotides long. RefSeq names its product probable cyclic nucleotide-gated ion channel 5. Bases 154 to 2373 code for a protein of 739 amino acids. Gene Ontology annotation, biological process: transmembrane transport; potassium ion transport. The record is from RefSeq and is a predicted model, not a curated record. Gene Ontology annotation, cellular component: membrane. Gene Ontology annotation, molecular function: voltage-gated potassium channel activity; protein binding. The transcript has 9 exons. Lineage: Eukaryota; Viridiplantae; Streptophyta; Magnoliopsida; Proteales; Proteaceae.
CAAGAAGAACAUAAACCCUAGCAAUUUCUAGUGUGCAGGAUUAUUUUCUCGAUGCUAUUAAAUGGUUCAACUUGCAGUUUGAAUUGUUCUUAAAGCAACUCUUCUAUGGAUUGAUGUUCUACGGCCUAGUAUUUAUGUGAUAGAUUGUACAAAAUGUUCGAUUGUGUUUACAGACCGCAGUUUCUGGGUGGCCACAGAGACAAGUUUGUAAGGUUGGACGACUUGGAUUCUACGUUAUCAAUGUCUUCUGAUCCAGGGGGAAUGAAAAGCUGUGGAUUCAAUAUGGAAGGGUUGACACAUGCUGGUCAUGCAACAAACAACCCGUCAAAAUCUUUCAGGAGAGGAGUGAGAAGAGGGUCUGAAGGACUCAAGUCAAUUGGCCGAUCGCUUAAGCUUGGUGUUACUCGAGCAGUAUUCCCUGAAGAUCUUAAAGUGACAGAGAUGAAGAUAUUUGAUCCUCAAGAAAAAUUUAUUCAAAUAUGGAAUAGAUUUUUUGUCAUAUCUUGUAUUCUAGCAGUAUCUGUGGAUCCUUUAUUUUUUUAUCUUCCAGUUAUCAAUGAUCAAACAAAUUGUCUGGGUAUUGAUAAAAAGUUAGCUAUCAUAACUACGACGCUGCGGUCCAUCAUUGAUUGUUUUUAUGUUAUUCACAUGGUUAUCCAAUUCCGCACGGCUUAUAUUGCUCCAUCAUCUCGGGUUUUUGGACGAGGUGAACUUGUGAUAGAUCCUGCACAGAUAGCAAAGCGUUAUUUGCGACGUUUAUUUAUCGUGGAUUUUAUUGCUGUGUUACCCUUACCUCAGAUUGUAAUUUGGAGAUUCCUUCAGACCUCAAAAGCCUCAGACGUGCUUGCUACAAAACAGGCAUUACUUUUCGUUGUCUUGAUUCAAUAUGUUCCAAGGUUAUUCCGAAUCUUACCUCUGACGUCAGAACUGAAAAGGACUGCUGGUGUCUUUGCUGAAACUGCUUGGGCUGGUGCUGCCUACUAUUUGGUGUGGUACAUGCUUGCAAGUCAUAUAGUUGGUGCUUUCUGGUAUUUAUGUGCCGUGGAACGCAAUGACACUUGCUGGCAGACAGCUUGUGAAGCUAACAGCCAAUGCAAGAAAAAUUACUUGUAUUGUGGCGACGGGCAUAUGGAAGGUUAUGAUGCCUGGCUCAGCAUCAGUAACGGUGUCCUUUCCACAAUGUGUUCUCCAAGUGGAGGCGGAUUCAAUUUUGGAAUCUUUACAUUGGUUUUGUCAUCUGGUGUUGUUGCAUCCAGGCAAUUCCUGUCUAAAUACUGUUUCUGUUUGUGGUGGGGCCUACAAAACUUAAGUACUCUUGGCCAGGGGCUCCAAACCAGCACCUAUCCUGGGGAGGGUAUAUUUUCCAUAACUCUUGUUAUUUUUGGGCUCAUCCUCUUUGCACUCUUGAUUGGAAACAUGCAGACCUAUCUUCAGUCUCUUGGUAUCCGACUCGAGGAGAUGAGGGUCAAAAGGCGUGAUUCGGAGCAGUGGAUGCAUCACCGCAUGCUUCCACAAGAUCUCAGGGAGCGAGUCAGGCAGUAUGAUCAGUACAAGUGGUUGGAAACACGUGGAGUGGAUGAAGAGAGCUUGGUUCAGAACCUACCAAAGGAUCUCAGGAGGGAUAUAAAACGGCAUCUUUGUUUGGCUUUGGUGAGAAGGGUUCCUCUGUUUGAGAAUAUGGAUGAGCGGUUGUUGGAUGCCAUUUGUGAGCGUCUAAAACCUAGCUUGUACACAGAGAGAACUUACAUUGUCCGGGAAGGAGAUCCAGUGGAUGAGAUGCUUUUCAUCAUACGGGGUCGCCUGGAGAGUGUGACCACCGAUGGUGGCAGAAGUGGAUUUUUCAACCGGAGUGUACUGAAGGAAGGGGAUUUUUGUGGAGAGGAACUCCUUACCUGGGCAUUGGAUCCCAAAUCUGGUUCUAACCUUCCAUCUUCUACCCGAACAGUGAAGGCCUUAACAGAGGUGGAGGCCUUUGCCCUGAUAGCAGAGGAGUUGAAGUUUGUUGCUAGUCAGUUUAGGCGCCUCCAUAGUAGACAAGUUCAGCACACAUUCCGUUUCUACUCGCAUCAGUGGAGAACAUGGGCUGCAUGCUUUAUCCAAGCUGCUUGGCGCCGGUAUUCCAAGAGGAAAAUAGCAGAGGUUCGACGUCGAGAAGAUGAAGAAGUAGAACAAAAAGGAGGAGCAAAUUUCAGUGGGGCUGGUGGCAAUGGUGGUGGUGGUUCAUCCAGUCUUGGUGCAACCAUUCUUGCAUCCCGUUUUGCAGCUAAUGCUCUUCGGGGAGUCCAUCGUCUUCGGAAUUCCAAAAGUGCUAGGGAAUUACUAAAACUAUCAAAGCCUCCAGAGCCUGACUUUACUGCUGAUGAUACAGAUUGAUAAGAAUUACCUAGAUUAUACACUCAAACCGACCUGUAAUUCAAUUUGUAUUCAAGUUCCUUGGAAGAUAUUGCAAGUCUUAUAUGCUGGGUUUGUUAGGGUUCAUGGCUCUGGGAAGUGUAAUGUAUUCUAGCGAAGAUUUA